GGGCGCGCGGCGGGCCGGGGCCGGGCGGUGGCGAAAGCUCCGCGAUGCCGCUGCUGUUCCUGGAGCGCUUUCCCUGGCCCAGCCUCCGCACCUACACGGCGCUCAGCGCCCUGGCGCUGCUGGGCGCCGGCCUCAGCGCCUACCGCGCCCUCAGCCAGGCGCCCGGCGGGGCGGCGGGCACCAAGCCGGCCGAGCCUCAGCGCUGCGCCGGCCCACGGGCCCUGGACGUCGCCUACUACCUGCUCUCCGACAGCCUCUGCGUCUGGGUACUAGUGAACACUGCCUGCUGUUUUCUGAUGCUGGUUGCUAAGCUAAUUCAGUGUAUGGUGUUUGGUCCUCUUCGUGUCAGUGAGAGGCAGCAUCUCAAGGAUAAAUUCUGGAAUUUCAUUUUCUACAAGUUCAUCUUCAUUUUUGGUGUGCUGAAUGUUCAGACAGUGGAAGAAGUAGUGAUGUGGUGCCUCUGGUUCUCUGGACUUGUGUUUCUCCAUCUGAUGGUUCAGCUCUGCAAGGACCGCUUUGAAUAUCUUUCCUUUUCUCCUACCACACCCAUGAGCAGCCACGUCAGAGUGCUGGCCCUGCUCAUAGCCAUGCUCCUGUCCUGCUGUGGAUUAGCAGUUGUCUGUGGAGUUGUUGGCUACACCCAUGGCAUGCACACACUGGCUUUCAUGGCAGCAGAGUCUUUGCUGGUGACAGUCAGAACUGCUCAUGUGAUUUUACGAUAUGUAGUUCAUCUCUGGGAUCUCAACCAUGAAGGAACGUGGGAGGGCAAAGGCACUUAUGUCUACUACACAGAUUUUGUCAUGGAGCUAACCUUGCUUUCCCUGGACUUGAUGCAUCAUAUUCAUAUGCUGCUGUUUGGCAAUAUUUGGUUGUCAAUGGCGAGCCUAGUGAUUUUCAUGCAGCUGCGCUACCUGUUCCACGAGGUGCAGCGGCGAAUUCGGCGGCACAAAAACUACCUGCGUGUGGUUGGAAACAUGGAAGCCAGGUUUGCAGUUGCAACACCAGAGGAGCUGGCAGUGAACAAUGAUGACUGUGCCAUUUGCUGGGACUCCAUGCAAUCUGCACGUAAACUCCCUUGUGGCCACCUUUUCCACAACUCCUGCCUGCGGUCCUGGCUGGAACAAGACACAUCUUGCCCCACCUGCAGAAUGUCUCUUAAUAUCACUGACAGCCAUCACGUGAGGGAGGAUCACCAAAGGGAGAAUCUGGAUGAGAACCUGGUCCCUGUGGCAGCAGCAGAAGGCAGACCACGUCUGAACCAGCACAAUCACUUCUUCCACUUUGACGGCUCCCGAAUUGCCAGCUGGCUGCCCAGUUUUUCUGUGGAAGUGAUGCAUACUACCAACAUCCUUGGAAUUGCACAAGCCAGCAACUCACAGCUCAAUGUUAUGUGUUGCUCUUCAGUCACUCAAGAGUCUUGUAUAGAUCUUUAUCAAAAAGGCUGUCAUAAGAAGAAAGUUGGGAAGCUUUUGAAGCCUUUGUGCAUCUACAGGCAUUGUUCAGGGCCAUGUGGUGUCUCCCUAGGAGCUGCAGUUUUGGUGUUGACUUCAGUGGAGGCAGCAUAUUGCCCUGCCCAUCAGAUUCAGGAGAUGUUCCCUCAGGUUCCUUAUCAUUUAGUUCUGCAGGAUCUGCAGUUAACUCGUUCUGUGGAGAUCACCACUGACAACAUCCUAGAAGGGCGCAUCCAGGUGCCUUUCCCCACACAGCGUGCAGAUAGCAUUAGACCUGCAUUGAACAACUCUGUGGAAAGGCACAGUACUGAUCAGGAGGAUACUGGAACUGUCACACAGACUGAGAGAGUGCCACUUGAACUGAACUCCAGACUGGAAGAAAUGGUGGAAUUGAACGAAAUGGAAGCAGAACCUAAUGAAGCAGAAGAUUUUGAGGCCAGGGGAAGUCGCUUUUCCAAGUCAGCCGAUGAAAGGCAGCGUAUGUUGGUUCAGCGGAAGGAGGACUUGUUGCAACAAGCUCGAAAGCGUUACUUAAACAAAACCUCCGAUGAGGAGCUGAGCACAGAGAAGCCUUUGCCCGAGGGAGCGACGGCCGACGCCGUCACGCUGCGCCGCAGGACCCUCGCUGCCGCUGCCGAACGGAGACUUCAGAUGCAGCAAAACUCUUAGCGCUCGCUGCCCCUCCUUCCUCCUCCUCGUGAGCAACGUUGAAUAAAUAAAUUAAAUACAAAAAACCCUGCGCUUUCUAUACCAGCAGGAAAGUGUCUCUUCAGAGUUCAGCUGGCUGUGCUGCCGAGUGAGCUGGCUGCCUCUCUGCUGUAUAAAGCAUGUGGUCUAAUAAUGUUUGGACAGCUGACAAAUUAACCUUUUUUGUAAUAUUUUCUAUGUGACGUUGAUCCUCUCCACAAAAAAAGGCAAUUUCUAAACCACGGGCACGAUUUCUACAGCUGGCAUGAGCUAUGGGGCUGACUGUACAGCAGAGGCUGGGGAAGUGUGUUCUGAGCUAGCUGUGGGUGCAGGUCAGGGAGUGCACGGCAUGUUCUGCUCGAGAUCGGGGCACUUACUCCGAGGGAAGGAAGCUUAGAAGCUUGCAGCAAGCCCUGUGUUAGACGAGCAGGCUCCUCAGUCCUGUUCCUACAGCAGCCAAGGUGUUCCGUAGGGCGGCUUGAAGGGCCGGGGGAGCAUCACUGGGAGGUUUUUACACUGGAUGAAGUUGUCCGGCUACACAACACAGAAAAACCUGAAUUCACGAGUUGUGCAGCAAAGCGCCGAUUCACGCCAAUUCCCGCGUAAAAUAGUUCAAUGUUGCUGGGAUCUUGUGCACUGGCAGAGGUUUGGCUCUGUUAUCCCCAGGGCUGCACUUUGCCUUUUGUGUCCAGGAGCAAGCGAGGGACAGAGGGGCCUAAGGCCAGGUUACAGUGUUGCCAGGAGCCAGGGGAGUCAAAAGUAAAACCUGCCUGUCCUGGACUCCAGCGCAACACGGAUGGGACGGCGCGGAGAUCGCUGCAUUAUCUUGCUUUUUAUUUCAUUUUUAACCCCACAACCUCACCCUGAGUUUAUUCAGAAAGACUGGAGGAAUGGGGGCAGCUGGACCUUUGCUGGCUGCAGCCCAACCUGCUAACCUGGAUUUUCUUAAAAACUUUUGAGAUCCCCUUGGCACCGCCGCCGCUAGCUUACAUAGUUGAAUUUUACAUGGCAGUGACUUAAUUUUUAAACUUCUGGAGAGUGACUUCUAGUUUCACUGUCCUUUAGAAGGAGCCCAGUAUUAUCUAGAAUUGUUGGUAAUUUUUUUACUGUUGGUUUUUAGGUGAAGGUGAAUUUAAUGAGAGGAAUUGCAUCGAUGUUUAGGUAAAAAUAAUUUAUUUCAAUAAAACUCUUUGGGAAGCCUUACCUUGCAAUGCUAUUAGUAAACCUCAAAAAAAAUUUUUGAGAUCUUGGGUUUUGCUUUGAACACAGCUGUUUUGUUUUUACUGUUAAAAAACCCCAACCAAACAAAAAUAAAACCUUGAUCAGUGUUGGAAAUUGA
This is a messenger RNA of Parus major (Great Tit), 3477 nucleotides long. It is a transcript of the gene AMFR, whose product is annotated as autocrine motility factor receptor. Lineage: Eukaryota; Metazoa; Chordata; Aves; Passeriformes; Paridae. The coding region runs from base 45 to 2120 and encodes 691 amino acids. Gene Ontology annotation, cellular component: ubiquitin ligase complex; cytosol; endoplasmic reticulum. Gene Ontology annotation, biological process: protein K48-linked ubiquitination; ubiquitin-dependent protein catabolic process; endoplasmic reticulum unfolded protein response. The transcript is spliced from 15 exons. Gene Ontology annotation, molecular function: ubiquitin binding; ubiquitin protein ligase activity. The record is from RefSeq and is a predicted model, not a curated record.